AUGUAUUAUAAUACACCCAUCACUCCAACUAAACCCUCUUAAUCCAAAUAUUAAUAUUACCACCUUCCAUACAAUCUGAAUUAAUCUCCUUAUUAUUUCGAUCAAUAUGCAACAUAUGCAUUUUGUAAUACUUUUCCUUAUUCCAAUUAGAAACUCAACCUAAUCAACACCUAAAUCAUAAUUCAAAAAGCAGUGUAGAUGAGCAAUAAGAUAACCAAAAUAUGAAAAAUGAUUAGUUUAAUAGUCCUGCCACCAUCAUUAAAGCAAACAUUAUUAACAAUAGAACCAUGAUUUUUACUAAUUAUUUAUAACUUGAUUAUGCAAUGAUCUUUGAAGAAUAACUAAAAAUUAUUAAUAAUCAUUAAGAUUACAUUAAAAAAUUAUGUUCUCUUAGAUUAGAGAUACCUAACAUUCAAGUCAUACUAACUAAUCUAACUUAAUUGAAAUAUGAUAUUUUAUAAUCAUAACAUACAUAAGAUAAAUAAAUAUAUGAAUCUAUUAUUAAACCUAAAACUUAAUAAAUGAUUUAUCAAUCAAUAUCACUUUAAAAGAAUUUAGAAAGUUUAUUAAAUUUGUAAGAAUAACCUAAAAACCCUUGUUUUUAGAAUUAGAAUAAUAUAGAUUAAGUAAUAAAAAAUAGAUUUGAAGAUUAAAUAUAAAUAUUAUAAUAAGAGCUGAAUUAAAAUGAAGAAUUAGCAACUAGUAUGUUGACAUCUAUUAAACAUUAUCAAGCAUAAUUUGAAUUUUUAAAAGAUGAGAAAGUAAUUAAAUAAUAAUAAGAAUUAUGGGAAAAGGAAAAGAAUUAAAUUUUAGAAUAUUUGACUAAUAAAUUAACACAAUCCAUCUUAAAUUUAAUUCAUACUCAUUAAUAGGAAAUGUUUAAAAUAACAUAAGAUGAAGUUUAUCCUAUUGUUCAUUCAAAAGGAGGAGUUGUUUACUUUUAUGAAAUUCUUUCUAUUAUAGAUGGAUAAUUAUAUUCAAAUGAAUAAAUUAAAUUAUAGAUUCAAAAUUAUGAAUAAUAAAUAAUAUAAUUAAAGGUUAAUUAUCAUGAAUUUGAUGAAUUUUAUAACAAAAUCAAAACUAUUUAUAUUGAAAUUGUUUCAUUGUCAAAAAAAGUCAAAUACAUCAAUUGUACUUAAGUAUAACCAUUAUUACAAUAGUAUUAAAUGAGUUAAAGAAGAAAAUGUUCAAAAAGAAUGAAUAAAUUGGAAGAAGAGAUUAAAUAAUUAUUCUUUUAAGGUUAGUUUAUAGAGAAAUUUAAUAUAAAAGUUAAAAUCAAAAAUUUUGAAUCUUAUAAUUUUGAAUAGCAAAUCUAGAAUAUUGAAUAAUUAAUUUAAGAAUUUGAGAACAAUUAUAUUAGAUAAUAAUUUUAAGUUCCAUUUAGUAAAAUUAAAUAAUUGUCAUAAAUGAUUAUUAAGUAAAUUUAUUAUUAUUAUAUAUUAAAGAUUUGAAGAGGAUCAUUAUAAUGCUAAUUAAAUAUAUUUAGAAAUUAAAAGAUUGCUUAAAUCUGUUACAUUUAUAGGAUAUACAUCAUAUUUAAAUGAAACAUUCAAUAAUAAAUAUAUAUAAGGAUUGCAAAGGAUAUCUUUAAAAAAGGGACAUUUAUUAAGUUUCAAAUUUUGUAAUUAAGAGAUUCUAAAUAAAAUUAAUAAUUUAUUAGAUUUUUAAUUUCCUUAUUUUGAUUGGAACGAGAAAUUAGAUUUAGAAAAAGAUAGGAUAUAUCUUAUUUAAGAAUAGUAUAUUUGGGCUAGAGAAACAGUGAUUGAAUUGAGUUAAAUAAAAGAAUUAUCUAAUGAGAUAAAAAUAAUGAAAUAAUUACUUAAUUUAGAUAAUGAAUUGGAAAAAAGUUUAACAAUAAUUGAAAAGUAUUUAGAAUUGAAGGAUAAAUUAGGAAAUGAAAGAAUUGAUUUAAUUAGUUGGCCAAAAUAAUAAUUAGAAUUAGUAAAUGAAUCUAGUUAAUUUUGCAAUCAUAUAUUAUAAUAAAUAAAUGAUAGAAUUAAUGCCAUUUAACAAUUAAAUGAAAUAUAAUUACUUACAAGAUUAGAUAAAAUAUUUUCUGAUUUUAAUGAGUAAAACUAAUAAUAACUAUUAUAAAUAUCUAAAGAACUUAAAAAUAAAGAAUUUUCAUUAAUAAUUAAACCCUAAAUUUAAAUAGUUCAAUAAUUUAUCAAUGUUUGUUUACAACAUUUUGAUGAUGAAAUAGACAAAAAGUUUUGUUAGACUAAAACUUAUUAAGAAUUAGAAGAUGAAUUAGGUGGAAUUACUAAGUUUAAUUAAUUAAGACAUAUUAAUGAAUAAAAUAAAUAUAAUGAAGAAUUAAGAAAUUUACUUUAUGAUUAAGUGAGUAAUUUUAUGAAAUAAAAGCUUAAAAGUGAUUUUUCAAAUUUGUUUUAAUUGAAAGUAAUAUAAAGUUAAGGUGGAACUAAUAAUUAUGAUCCAUACAAAUUGUAAUUAAGAACUGAUAUACUAUAUCCUAUAUAUAGACCAGAUAUCAAUUAAAAUUAAUAUUGUAUUUAAGAAAAAGUUAAGAUUGAUAAUAUUAUAGAUUAACCAGAAUUAAGACAAUUAUUUUAAGAAUUUCGAUCAUUUUUAAAUCAAUGUACAAUAAUUAUGAAAAAUAACAAUGAUGAUAAUUUAAAUGAUCAAGAAUUAAUUCUAUAAUUAAUUGAAGCUUUUGAAAAUUCAUGGACACUUAAUAUUCACUUAACUGAUCUUUAGUCUAUGAAAUAAUUUCAUAAUAAUUUAAAAUAGUGGCCAGAAGUAAAAUAAUUUGAAUAAUAAUUAUUACCCUUAGGUAUAGUAUUAAGAGAUGAAUAUUCAAGAUAUUUAGAUGCAUGUAGAUAAAAAAUAAUAUCAUUAACAACUUUAAGGAUAAUAAGUAUUAUUGUAGAUCCAAAUUAGGAAAACUUAAUAUAAGAUAUGAUUAAAUUCAAUUUUAAUGGAUAGGUGUGUUGUCUUCAUGAAUUAUCCUUAAAUUACUUUUAUAGAGAUUUUUUAUCAAUAAUAGUAGAAUCAUUAGAAGGUAAUCUUAAAUUAUUAAGUAAUCAUAUUGUAUUAAUUAAUGGAAAACAAUUGUAAUAUAAUGAUCAAAUUUUAUUAUGA
Messenger RNA from Paramecium pentaurelia, 3102 nucleotides. NCBI's taxonomy places the organism in Eukaryota, Ciliophora, Oligohymenophorea, Peniculida, Parameciidae. The record is from the annotation of a GenBank genome assembly.